AUGAAGCGCGGACGUGGUGGUGCCGGUGGCAACAAGAUGAAGGUGACCCUCGGUCUUCCGGUGGGCGCCCUCAUCAACUGCUGCGACAACAGCGGGGCCAAGAACUUGUACAUCAUUGCCGUGAAGGGUUGGGGCUCCUGUCUCAACAGGCUGCCAUCCAGCUCUCUGGGAGACUUGGUGCUGGCUACGGUGAAGAAAGGGAAGCCCGAGCUAAGGAAGAAGGUGCACCCAGCAGUCAUUGUGCGCCAGCGCCGCGCCUGGAGGAGAGCGGAAGGCUACUUCAUUUACUUUGAAGAUAACGCUGGAGUUAUUUGCAAUAACAAAGGCGAGAUGAAGGGGUCUGCCAUAACCGGACCUGUCGCCAAGGAGUGCGCAGAAUUAUGGCCCAAAAUCUCCGCUGCUGCCCCUGCAAUCUGCUGA
This is a messenger RNA of Eimeria maxima, 420 nucleotides long. RefSeq names its product 60S ribosomal protein L23, putative. The transcript is spliced from 4 exons. Lineage: Eukaryota; Apicomplexa; Conoidasida; Eucoccidiorida; Eimeriidae. Gene Ontology annotation, biological process: translation. Bases 1 to 420 code for a protein of 139 amino acids. The record is from RefSeq and is a predicted model, not a curated record. Gene Ontology annotation, molecular function: structural constituent of ribosome; large ribosomal subunit rRNA binding. Gene Ontology annotation, cellular component: cytosolic large ribosomal subunit; ribosome.